AUGACUCCUUUCAGCCAUGUUGAUACGGGCGAACCUGUCGAAACGCCAGUCCAUUCGCAACAGCCGCAUUUCUUCAAUUUACCAUUGAGUUUGCGCAAGAAAAUAUACCAUUUCACCCUUGUUCCUGGGCGAGUCUUUAUCAAGCCGUUCGUCCCAACGCGCUACAAGCCAGGGAACAACGCACAGAAAAAGUACGACGCGCCGAAUCUUGUCAUUUUGCGCGUUUGCAAGCAAAUCUACGAGGAAGCCAUUGUCGAGUUCUACCGGGAAAAUACCUUUUCGAUCGUCACCCCGGAUCUUCUCCUCUACGCCAUCCAGCGAUACCCGCGACUCAGUGAGAAUAUCAGAUAUAUUCGCAGUGUAGAGGUUAUCUUUGAUAUAUGCGACUUCCGAUAUCUUACAAGUGUAUUCAGCACGCAGUUGGCAAUGAUGGAGCAAGUGAUCACGCGUCAAGACAAUUUCUCAGCAGUGAGACCUAUGGCAAAGCAGAUAUCGGCCCUUCGCGCACGUCUCGUUGGCGCUGAGGACCACACUGUGGGAAUGAACCUGAACAAUAUCGAGUGUGAUGAAAGGAAUACGGGCGAAGAUGACGACAUCAAUCAUCAGAGAUAUCAGGACAAGGAACAAGCCCGGCAGGUCAGACGAGAUGAAGCGCAACUACAAGUCCAAGCUCAGAUACGGGCACUCUCCUCAGGCUAUACGACAAAUACCGCGUUUAGCAUUACUCAUAACACAGAGCACGAGACCGAUAUGAAAAUGUUGAACGAUAUCCUUUGGGGUCGCACGCUGAGUUUCAUCCGUCAAUACCUAGGCCUUGCACAUAUAUCCCUGGAUUUCAAGCACUGUGUCUGUGCCGCUGGCUGCUGUCGCCUCGCUGAUCAGGUUAUGAAAUGGGGGGCCACCAAACACUUCCGCUUUGGGCUACCUAGUUAUCUGUCCAUCAGUGGAGCAACUGAAGAUGAACGUGGGGAAAUUGUCGCACAGAUGCUUAGCGCAGAAGAUAAUGGCAACAAGCCUAAGGAGGGCCGGCAAGGUAAAGACGGUUGUGGAGUUGGGGUUGACAAUCGACAUGAUACAAAAAAAGAACUCGAAAGGGCCGCUGGCAGGGUCGUACAGCUGGAGAUGGCCAGGGAAAUAGAGAAAGCGAUGAAGAAGCAAAUCCUGGGCCUGCUAAAGGGUAGGGAGAAGAAAAAGGAUCGAAAUAAUAAUAAAAAAGCCUUGGACAACGCUUCACAAAAAACGCGGCUUGACGGAAAGAAGUGA
This is a messenger RNA of Uncinocarpus reesii 1704, 1263 nucleotides long. RefSeq lists its product as uncharacterized. NCBI's taxonomy places the organism in Eukaryota, Fungi, Ascomycota, Eurotiomycetes, Onygenales, Onygenaceae. The coding region runs from base 1 to 1263 and encodes 420 amino acids. The transcript has a single exon. The record is from RefSeq and is a predicted model, not a curated record.